UAAUGUUGAGUGAGAUUCAUGAUUAAGCAAAUUUAAAUUGGUUUUAGUGUCAAUUGAUUAGUUUGGUUUGAUUUGUGUUGGAAUAUUUUGAUUACUUUUUACUUUUACUUUUUACUGUUGUUAUAUUUUGUUUUGUAGUCAAGUGUUUAUAUUGGUGAUUGGAAAAUGUUCCGUAAUCAGUAUGACAAUGAUGUUACCACUUGGUCGCCCCAAGGGAGACUUCAUCAGGUUGAAUAUGCAAUGGAAGCUGUUAAACAAGGAUCAGCUACAAUUGGAUUAAAAAACUCAACUCAUGCUUUGUUAUUGGCAUUGAAACGAAGUACAUCAGAAUUAAGUGCUCAUCAGAAGAAGAUUAUUCCAAUUGAUAACCAUGUUGGUAUUUCGAUUGCCGGUUUAACAGCUGAUGCUAGAGUUUUGUCUCGAUUCAUGAGAAAUGAAUGUAUCAAUGAAAGAUAUUCACAUGAUACAUGUUUACCAAUUAAACGAUUAGUUGAAAUUCUUGGUAAUAAAAUGCAAAGUUCAACACAAAGAUACGAUCGACGUCCGUACGGUGUUGGUUUACUAAUUGCUGGUUAUGAUGAUAAUGGUCCUCACAUUUAUCAAACUUGUCCAUCAGCAAAUUAUUUUGAUUGUAAAGCGAUGGCUAUUGGAGCUCGAUCACAAUCAGCGAGAACUUAUUUGGAGAAAAAUUUGGAUAAAUUUGGAGGAUGUGAUUUAAAUGAACUCAUUCGACAUGGAUUACUUUCUUUACGUGAAUGUUUACCAAAUGAUUUAGAAUUAAAUGUGCGAAAUGUGUCAAUUGGUCUUGUUGGCAAAGGGCACGAAUUUACAGUUUAUGAUGAUGAUAAAGUGAGUAAAUGGUUGGAUUUACUGUCCGAGAGUGAAAGGAAAGGCCGAGGUGCAGGAAGUGCGGGUGCUGGUGGUGAAGGUGGUCCUGGGGGCAGUGAUGCUGCUCCUGCUUCCGGUACUUCGGGUGCUGCUGCUGCUGAUCAACAAGGGGCAGGUGAAGGUAUGGAUGCUCAGGGAACUGAACCUCGACCUGGUGAUCCACAAGUAGCUCCAGAUGAUACAAUGGCAGUGGAUUAAAUUGAUUCUUAUGAUUAUUAUUAUUCCAAAAAGACUCAAAAAUAACAAUUAUUGUAAUCUAAUAAUUGUAUUCUAAUUGAUUCUAUUGGAAAACUAAAACUAAAUCUAAAUCUAAAAACAACAAAUUGAUGUUCUCAUGUUGAAUAACAAAAUUCACAAAAUCA
Messenger RNA from Panonychus citri (citrus red mite), 1250 nucleotides. RefSeq names its product proteasome subunit alpha type-1-like. The transcript has 2 exons. The record is from RefSeq and is a predicted model, not a curated record. Gene Ontology annotation, biological process: ubiquitin-dependent protein catabolic process. NCBI's taxonomy places the organism in Eukaryota, Metazoa, Arthropoda, Arachnida, Trombidiformes, Tetranychidae. Gene Ontology annotation, cellular component: nucleus; proteasome core complex, alpha-subunit complex; proteasome core complex. The coding region runs from base 166 to 1086 and encodes 306 amino acids.